CAGGCAGACCCCCUGGAUGGCUGCCCUGCAGGGCAUGUGAGUUUCCUCUGUCCUGAACCCCUUGUCCUGGGCACUGUCCCUGUGAGAUGACCCAUCUCCCUGGGCGGCCACUCUUUGGCAGCCUAGGACCCCUGGAGGGCAGGGCCCCCAUGGUAUCAGGCCCCCCUUGCUCAGCCCCAGCCCUGCCCUUACCUCUUGACAAAUGUCUGCAAGGAGCCCCCCGCCUCCCAGCAGGCAGGAGGGAGAGCCUGAGCACAGACCACUGCCUGCUUUCAAGGUCCCACCCUGUCUCCAUGACCCAGCAAGGAACUUCACCAUUCUGGGCCUCAGUUUCCCCAGUUUCCUGUGAAGUGGGCAACACAUGCACCCCACCAGGGUGUGGUGAGGAAGAGUGAGGUUACUGUGUGGAAAGCGUGUGCUCCAUGCGGAGCCCCUGAUAAGCCCUCAUAUCAUACAUAGCGUGUUAUAUUUGAAACAUUCAGAGCUGCCUGGUAAAUGGGUCAUUCAGCCCCCGGCAAAUGUUAGCUGCUGUCAUCACUAGUAUGUACCAAGCUCUGCGCUCAGCGGGCUCCUGACAACCACGAGAGGUAGGCACCAACACUGGCCCACUCAGCAAUGAGGAAGCCGAGGCUCAGAGAGGUGAAGUCACUUGUUCAAGGUCACAAAGGCCCCAAAGCUGGCAUCUGAACCAGCGUUGCGUCCUCUCUUGGCCUGGACUCAAUCACUGUCCCAGGUUCCCUCCCACCCACAGCAGAAGUGCCCAGGGGCUGGCCCCCGUAGACUCUCUGGCAGGUCCCAACCAGGUAGCACUGUGGCCAGGCAUCUCCAUCCCUUACCUUGGGUACUGGGCUCCUGCACGGUACCCAAGGUAAGGGAGCCCCCAGUCCUCAAGAGCAGAGAGCAGCAGGACAGGGCUGGUAUGACAGGGGGAAGGGGCGGGGACUGGGCGGGCAAACCGGUUGGGCAGCUGGGCUCUCAGCUCCGGGCCUCACCAGUUGAGCCUGUGCUGCUGGGUGGUGGGGCUGGCACAGCAGCUCGACGGGGCAGGGAGCUGGGGCCGCGAGGCCACCAUCAGAGCACCUCCGCCCUACCUGGGUGACUCAGGACCCCAACAUCGGAGAUGGGGUCUCUCACCUGUGCGAGGUCACGGGGCUGUCCCUGUGGUGGGCUCUUGCUGCUGGUGCCGCAGAGGCUUGGGCACUGAGACCACCCUCUCCCUCCCCAAGGAGGCUCCCAGCCGCCAUGCACCAGCACUAUGCUGUCCACUUCGCUAAGGGCACCCUGCCUCCCCGAACCCUCACUGAGAGCUACUUCUUGGACCCUGAAUUGGGACACCAAAAAGGAUGCUGUCACCAGUGGUGCCAUGACCCAGCAGCCCUUCAAGCCCAUGGGCCCUGUCAGCCACCCCCCCACGGGCGGUGGCAGCUGGCCUACCACAGCUACCGGGAGGGUGUCAGGGGCUGUUGCUGGGGCCCUAGGCCCCCUACCUUGCAGCAGCAGCAGCAGCAGCGGCAGCCCUGGCCCCCACCUCCUAGCCCCCUGCGUCAGCGGCUCUGUCCUGUUCCCAGUGGCCAGAAGGGGCCACCUACAAACACCACUGCCCCCAUGAGACCGGCCAGCGCCCCCCAGCCACCCCUGGCACCCACCACGGCACCUGCCAUGGCCAGCAGCGGCCCAGCGCCGCUCUCCACAGCCGGCACCCUCCUGGAGCCCAGCAGGCCCACUGACGCCCGGGCCCUGCCUGUCCCAGCAGCCUGCGGCCCCUUCACCUCCUACAGCUCCGAUAUCCUGACAGAGGAUGAUGUCUACUGCAGCUGCCUGGCCAAGACCCUUUGCCAUGUGCCCGUCCCUGUGACCGUGGGUUUCUAUGCCCCCUUUGGCUGCCGCCUCCACAUGAUGCUGGACAAGAUCACUGAGCUGAUGGAGCAGGAGGCGACGCAGCGCGAGGCCGAGCUGCUGCAGCACGUGCAGUGGCGGCCUCGGUCAGUGCGCGGCUGGGGCUUCCCGCAGUUGCUGUGGUACCUGGUGUUCCUGCAGCCGGUCAUCACUGAGGUGCACCUGCGGCGCAAGAACGUGAAGUUCCUCUUCAUCCGCUUCAGCGCCUGGCAGUAUGCGGGCGCCGACAAGCUGUGGGCCGGCCUGGUGACCACACUGUGUGAGGGCAUCCGCCACCACUACGGCGCGCUGCCCUUCAGCCUGUACUCGGUGCUGGGCAACAGGCCAGCCACGACAAAGGCCUUCCGCCAGCGCGAGUGGCACUGCCGGCGCCGCGUGUGCCUGGCGCUGGUGGUGCUGGUGGCGGCGCUGGGCCUCGGCGUGGCCCUGCUCUACCUGUCACUGGGCACCCACGCGCCGAGCCACAGCGGCCCCAGCAGCAGCCUGAUGCGGCUGUUCGGCGGUGCAGCCACUACGCUGUCAGGCUCGGGGCUGCUCAUGGCCGUGUACUCGGUGGGCAAGCACCUGUUCGUGAGCCAGCGCAAGAAGAUCGAACGGCUGGUGUCGCAUGAGAAGUUCGGCAGCCAGCUGGGUUUCAUGUGCGAGGUGAAGAAGGAGGUGGAGCUGCUCACCGACUUCCUGUGCUUCCUGGAGAUCUACCAGCGGUGCCGGCUGCGCAUCGUGCUGGAGGUCACCGGGCUGGACACGUGCUACCCCGAGCGCGUGGUGGGCGUGCUCAACGCCAUCAACACGCUGCUGUCCGACAGCCACGCGCCUUUCAUCUUCAUCCUGGUGGUGGACCCCAGCAUCCUGGCCGCGUGCCUGGAGAGUGCCAGCUCUAUGAAGGGCACGGCCGACAAUGGCUACCUCUUCCUCAACCGCACCGUCACGCUGCCCUUCUCCGUGCCCAUCAUGGGCCGCCGCACCAAGCUACAGUUCCUGCACGAUGCCGUGCAGAGCCGCGACGACUUGCUCUACCGCGAGAUGACGCGCCAGCUGCAGCCGUCGCGCCCGGUUGGCGACGAGGGCGCGCAGCUCCUGGCGGUGGAGAUGCAGGCGGGGGCUGAGCGCACGCAGAGCCGCAUCGACGCCGAGGCGGCGCGCCGCAUCCAGGAGGCGCUCUUCUGCCUGCACAACGAGCGCGACUGCCUCUACGAGUACGUGCCGGACAACGUGGUGUCCAUGCGGCGCAUCGUCAACACCGUGCCCAUCACCGUGCGCCUGCUGCAGCAGCAGCGGCGGGACUUCGGAGGCCCCACGCCGCGCCAGGCCGUGGCCUGGGUCGUGCUCGCCAACCAGUGGCCCUGCCGCCUCAGCUGGGUGCUGCAGUGCCUGGAGGACCGGCAGCAGUCCGGGGGCGCGCACGAGGCCCGCGAGCGCCUCUGGGACGUGUUCUGCGACAACAGCAGUGAGCUGCACACCAUGACGAAGGCUCUGCAGAAUGUAUUUGACCUGGACGGCGACCCCGAGCUCUUCGAGCGCUUCCUGGGUGCCGACUUCCCCUUCACCGUGGCCGAGGCUCAGAGCCUGCUGCGCUGCACCAUCAACCUGGACCACUCCAUCCGCCGCCGCAUGGGCCUCAUCCGGGCGGUCAGCUCGCUCAAGCCGCCCAGCCCGCCCAAGUCCCCGGCCGGCAGUGGCCCCCGCGCCGCCAACAGAGCCAACUACAGCUUUCAGGCGACGAGUGCUGCCAAUGGAGCCAACCAUGCUCCGGGGGCAGCCCGGUCAGGCCACCCCGCAGGACACAACCCUGCGCAGACCAGCGAAGCCCGCCACCCAGCAGGGCACAACCCUGCGCAGGCCAGCGAAGCCCGCCACCCAGCAGGACACAACCCUGCGCAGGCCAGCGUAGCCCGCCACCCAGCAGGGCACAACCCUGCGUAGGCCAGCGAAGCCCGCCACCCAGCAGGGCACAACCCUGCGCAGGCCAGCGAAUCCCACCACUCGUGGGAUUUGACUCGUGGACAAGCCGAGACCCUUGGCUUGAGCGCUCUGCGGAAUCCAACUUAAGGGGGCUUUGAAUGGAAGACUCGGGGGACAGCAGGGGGCAACAGCUCCUCUACCCAAAUGAGGACACAUGUAGGGGGCCCAACCGGGCCCAGCGUCCAGUGUUGGGAAUGAGGGCUGUGGUGGCUGCAUUCCCCAGUUGAAUCUGUGAGCCAGACAGAACUGUUGGCAGCAGCUGACUAUAGUGCCAAUGUCUGAAAGCUGGCGCCAAAGCACCACUGAGGAACUCAGGGUUCAAGUGCCAAUAAAUGAAGGUAUGAAAGCCCUUGAUUGGUCUUCAGGCCCUGGUCUCCCUGGCUUACGUAGCAAGGACUGCGGACCAGGCCUGCCCUGUCCUGCCAAGCCCACUUCCUCCCCAGGUAGGCAGCGGCGUCAGCCGGCAGCCUCCUGGCUGGCGUCCCUAGGGCAGGAGGGGUGUGGGGGCGGCGGGUGAGGCCCAGGCAGGGAGAUGGAGGACGGAUGUGCUGCGUUGACUCAGGCAUGGAGGACGCCCAGGCCUCCGGGGAGCCAGUCCUUGUCCCCACACCCUGGCCUGCUCCUCUGUGGGCAGGGCAGGAGCAGCAUUUCCAAGAGCGGUGUCCAGGGUGACCUCAGCGGGCUGCUCCCCUCUCGGGAUGGCUCCACCCCCAGCAUAAUGGGCUAAUCAGGCCUUGCUGGCACCUCAGCCAGCUGGGUGGGCAGCACUGCCUCCCUGGACAACUAACAGUCCAAGGGCCCCUGGACGAGGACAGGGAAGUUGAGGCACAGAGCUGGGGCACGUGUAGGCCAGUUGGUGCCAGAGUUAAACCGAGAUGAGGAUUAGCCUAGGGCUGGACUGGGGCGCUACCUUCUGCUCCCACCAGUGGGACAGAGACCUCAGAUGGGGUGUCACUCCUCGGGGCAGCUUCCCAUUCCUGUCAAACAGCCACACGCUCAGGCCUGUGCUGUGCCUGGCACAGUCCAGGGGGUAAGGGAGGGCCAACACUUAACACACCCUGUGUGACCAGAGGUCAAGGGCAUGACUUCUGAGCCAGGGUCCUGAGGGCUGAGGGGACAGUCACAGAGGCAGCCUAGAGCUCUUCAAAGGCACCCACCCUCAGGCCACAUGGCCUGGUGGGAAGACUGACCUCGUUCCUUAGCUUCAUGCUGGCACAGCUCCCCAGGUCAAUGAUUGUGCCAAAGGAGACGCAGGGCAGAGCUAGCCUGUGACUUUACAGGAGCUGCCAGG
Rhinolophus ferrumequinum (greater horseshoe bat) is the source of this 5149-nucleotide messenger RNA. Its product is annotated as trafficking protein particle complex subunit 6A. The transcript has 5 exons. Gene Ontology annotation, cellular component: TRAPP complex; cis-Golgi network; trans-Golgi network. Bases 1243 to 3819 code for a protein of 858 amino acids. Gene Ontology annotation, biological process: endoplasmic reticulum to Golgi vesicle-mediated transport; regulation of GTPase activity. Lineage: Eukaryota; Metazoa; Chordata; Mammalia; Chiroptera; Rhinolophidae. The record is from RefSeq and is a predicted model, not a curated record.